AUGCAGAAAAUUACUAGCUUUUUCAAGCCAAACGAAGGUGAGUAGUUGUUUUGAGUUGAUAAAAGUUUUAUAUUUUGUCUUUCUCCUUUCGAAUCAAUGAAAUAUUCGAUGGCAAGAAGAAUUACAUAACUUGAACAGUGAACGGCCAUAGUUAGAAAUUUUUCAGAUCACUUCACUGUAGGAUUUUCUAUACUAAAAUUGUAAUCGCGUCUUUUCUUGCAUUGAAUCUGAACUGACUGUGUAUGUUGGUCGUUUAUUAGAGUUAUCUGCAAGCUCUUCAACUACUUGCAGUGAAAAUGGUGAGUUUGAGUUUGACCAGUAAACAUUUCAAUAUAUUGUUAAAAGUGUCAUUUUUUGGAAGUGCGAGUUGUUUGACUAAUAUUCGUUAAGUGUAAUUGGAUUUUUGGUGAUGGGUUAUAUAUUUAUUCUAUUUAUAAUAUUCUACUUAUUGUCAGCAAUCCUGUAAUUUAGCAUUAGCUAUAACAAAAGGAUAAUAAACACAUUAUUUAUUUAUUUAUAAAUAAAGUUGAAUUUCAUAGACUGUAUAAUAACUAUGAUAUAAUAACUAUGCGUUUAAUUUUGUCAGAUGAUUGUUUACCCGAGAGUGAGACCUGCGUUGAUCAAUCUGUUUCCAUUGAGGGUAAGUUUAUUUUUUCAUUCAUCCUUUUCGUUAUUUCCAUUGGUUUAUAGGGUAGGGCACUUGUGAGAAAACACUUUAUGUAAUAAAACAUCCUCAUAUAUUUGUUAUUUUAAAGAUUUUGAGAUACAUAUAUGGUGUGUUUAUUUACUCUUUAAACACGCCCAGCAAUUGAGGUUCUAAGGCAUUUGAAGCACGGUCCAAAUUACUGUUUUGUGAUUUCAUUCAGCGCUACCCGAUGAAGUUCUGAUCGAGAUCUUGAAAUACACUUCUCUGGGGGAGAUUAUGAGCUCAUUGUGCAGAGUUUCUAAAAGAUGGAUGAGGCUAUGCGACACAGAUUGUUUGUGGCAGAUUGUCGCCAUUGAUGAGUGGAUGAUCCAGAAAAUUGAUCAACACCCAAUGGCAAUAAUAAUGUCCCAUGCAGAAGCUUUCACCUAUUUUUCCAUGAGGAAUGUCACCAUAAAGUAUUCGGCUGUGGCACUUUUACGUCACUUAGCCAAUUCUUCAAAACUAGUUUAUCUAGAUCUAAGUUGGCAAGAUGUGUUGAGAGAUAUCAAUUUUUUGGGAAAAACUGUGUGUUCAAAUUUAGAGUACUUACUCCUUGACAACUGCAAAAAUUUGAAUGCAUAUAGUGUCAUUCAGGUAGUACAGCUGUCGUCUAAACUUAAACUGCUGUCUUUAAAUGGCUUAGCCCUUUCGCCAGAUAAUGUUCAAGCUAUCGCUCAUUUAGAGCUAUCCAGGCUUUUUAGUAUAGGUUUAACAGGUGCAGUGCUGUCUUUAGAAACUGCCGAAAUAUUCUUUCAAAAUCACCCAAGUCUACUAUUUUUACAGCUUUCAAACCGUACUAUUGACAAGCCAGGUUUUAGGAGGCUGGGUGCAAAAUACGAUGUUAGCAUUUUUUUUAUUCAAUAAGCUAUAUAUUGUGUAUGCCAUUAUUGUUAUCGGAUAUUUAGGGCAUGUUUUGUAGUAGCUGUGAUUAAAAUAAUCAUGUAUAAUAGAACAACUACCUUAUAUGUAUUCUUUUAUUGGUUUAUAAUAAAAAAUACAUCAAUUAUUAUCUUAGUUCCUUUUUACGAAAAAGACAUUUCGAAUGCGUCCAAAAUUAACGUUAUUUUUUGCAUUUUCAAUAUUGUAGUUGUACACAAUUCUACACCAAGUAAUGCUGCGACCAUCGAGUUGUCAAGUAAAUGCAUUGACCCUGUGGGUAAACCUCAUCAACCACAUAACUUCAGUUUCCCUAAAAAGAAAAUCGGACAAUGGAAUCGCUCAUUUAAAGCGAACUGGUUUAACGAUUUUCCAUGGUUGCAUUAUGUCGAAGAAAGUGAUUCUGUCAUUUGUUACGUCUGUGCACAUCAAAAUAAAAAAGGCAACCUUUCAACUGCAAAAAACAAAGAACUGACUUUCAUCAAGGGUGGUUAUUCAAAUUGGAAAAAUGCUAUUGCCCGCUUUCAAGAGCACCAGAAGUCCAAUUGUCACAUUUUGGCAUGUGAGCACCAAGUUGGUGUUAUAGCGUCAAGUGGAAACAUAAUUGAGAUGUGUAGCAAUGCAGCCGACACGACCAUGAAACAAAACCGUGCAUGUUUCUUAAAAAUAAUUGAGAGCGUCCGAUUUCUUGACCGGCAGGGCCUUGCUAUGCAAGGACACACAGAUGCUGAAUCCAAUUUUAACCAGCUCCUUAAAUUGAGAGCUAAUGAUGUACCGUUGCUUACUGAUUGGCUUCAGCGAAAAAAUGACAAGUACACCUGUCAUGAAAUACAGACGGAGCUGGUGUCAAUCAUGGCAGACAUUGUAUCGAGACAACUAGUUACUAGCUUAGACAACUCCUUUUUUUCAAUCCUUUGUGAUGAAUACACAGAUGUCAGUAAUAAGGAACAAUUGACACUCUGUGUUAGAUGGAUUGACAAAGAACUAGAAGCGCAUGAAGAUUUCCUAGGGUUUGUGAAUAUUCCAAAUAUUCGUGCAGACACUAUUGAAGCAGUCAUUAAAGACGUGUUCAUAAGGCUUGGGUUAUCUUUUAGCAACUGCUGA
This is a messenger RNA of Porites evermanni, 2665 nucleotides long. The record is from the annotation of a GenBank genome assembly. Lineage: Eukaryota; Metazoa; Cnidaria; Anthozoa; Scleractinia; Poritidae.